Nerophis lumbriciformis (worm pipefish) is the source of this 723-nucleotide messenger RNA. NCBI's taxonomy places the organism in Eukaryota, Metazoa, Chordata, Actinopteri, Syngnathiformes, Syngnathidae. The record is from RefSeq and is a predicted model, not a curated record.
AUGUUCACUUUGCUUUCCAUCCAGUACUUUUUAUAUCUUCUGUUAUCCAAAACAGCAGAAACGGCAGAUCCGAACCUGCCUUUUAUGGAGUACCUCGACAAUGAACACUCAGUCUGUAUCAAAUGGGGGUUUGAUAUCAUGCAGGGGAACAUCACCAUCAAAUUCAUCGUCAACACCACCGGCUGGAUCGGCUUUGGCCUGAGUCACACCGGAGACAUGACAGGGGCCGAUCUGGUCAUGGGGGGAGUCGGGCCUGCUGGAAACUACUUCAAAGAUUAUUACUCCACGGAGAACACCUACCCCAUCGUGGACCAGCAGCAGAGCUACACGUUGCUGUCGCUUAAUGAGAGCGAAGGGGAAACUCACAUGACCUUUUCCAGGGAUUUGCAAACAUGUGAUGAGCAAGACAUCCCAAUUCUUGACCAAUCCAUUUAUGUGAUAUACGCUUAUGGACUUACGGAUGAGAUAGGCUUCCACUUAAAUCUCGUCGGUGGCAAACAACUCAACCUACUGAAUUUUGGUAGCAGAACCAAUGAGGUAGAUGGAGAUGAUCUGAAUGCCACAAUGAGUCAGUUCUACAUGUACCGAGACAGCCACCUCAGUUAUUUGGAAAUGCUAACUCAACGCUGUAAUCAUACGGGCAAUGCGGCAACCAAGUGCACAUCCUGGAUUUGGAAUCAAGCAUCUGUUCUGCUUGUGUUCUUCUGGAUUGCUCUUUACUGA